This is a messenger RNA of Leptopilina heterotoma, 2828 nucleotides long. RefSeq lists its product as uncharacterized. The transcript has 13 exons. The record is from RefSeq and is a predicted model, not a curated record. Bases 279 to 2693 code for a protein of 804 amino acids. Lineage: Eukaryota; Metazoa; Arthropoda; Insecta; Hymenoptera; Figitidae.
AUGUUCAGACCAUCAAUGUCUCCUCUUAAUAAUGGUUUCGUCAACUCGAGAUGUUCAUUGGAGUCGAGGAAAAACCAUCGAGGCAUUUCUGACGAAUUCCAUUUACCAUUUGCUCCAAUUAUAAAAGGUUGUGGAUUAUCUUAUCACGCAUAGUGGACCGUUAUCUUUUUUUCAAUCUCUGUAACUCUGGUGUGAGUCAUUUGAAAAGUGUAUAUACAGUAAAAAGAACUCAAGAAUUGUCUAUGGCAGAAUGCUAAAAAUGUCAUAAGAUUUAAAGAAUGAAAACGAUUUGUUUUUUACUCCUAACAUUCUAUGGCGUUUGCGUCGUGAUAUCAAGUAAGCAGAUUCCUGAACAUUUAAUAAAAUGUUACAAAAAUGAAAAUAUUUGGGGAUUUCAACUGCCAUUAAAUUUAAGAGUAAUUGUUGACAUUAUCCGAAAAAUUGAAAGGCAAUCUUUUUCAACUCUUCAUAUGAAAACACUGACAACUUCUUUAUUGCGAAGAUUCAAAUUAGAUGGAAUUCAUCGGAACAGUGAAGUUUCUUCGUCGAGUAGAAUUUUGCCAUUUAUUGCAAAUCAACCGCAAAGAAUAAAACAGGAAAUAAUUGAGGAAUUGAUUCCUGGAGAUGAUAGAGCAUUCCCGGCUGUAAAUCUCACAUUAUUAGAAUAUUGCACCCUACAUCAGGCAAUUUCCAAUACCAUUUGGUAUUCUCAACGCAAUGAUGAAGAUAAUUUUUGUAUUUCUGGUCCCUUGGAAAAAAUUGUCGACGACAUUAAUCAACGAAUUAGACAUUGUUAUUUAUUGGCGACAUUUGCACGAGAUUUAAUGACAAAAUGCAUUGAUGAAAAUGUAACAACAGCGGAGAAACUUUGUCCAAAAGAAAAUGGUGUUAUUUUAACACAAUUUGGCACAAUUUCACUGGGAAGUGUGAUUAAUGCUAUUGCAGCAUCUCUUGUACCACAAAAAGUUCAACUCAAUACUUUAAUUUCUUUGAGAAAUCAAAAAUAUUCGAAGAACGAAUCGAGUAAAUUUAAUUUUAAUCAAGAAGAAGUUGAUCUAAUUGUUCCGAAAGAUCAAAUAAUGUUACAACGAUCAAUGUGGAUACAAUCACUGUCCCAUUCACCAUUGAAAUUGAAUAAUAUUUGGGCUGCAUCCCUGGCAGGAGAAUUAGCCGAAGUUGUUGUUUAUCAAGGACCAAUUUUUACAUCGACAAUGUCAAUUGGAGCAACAGGAUUUUGGAACAGUUCAAUACGACCUGCUGUCUUUUAUGUGUCUAAUAAACGUGGUCUUUUCGAUGCAACGAGAGCGGAAAUAAUUGGAAGCAUCGACGGUCUGGUGAUUGCUAAAAAUUUACCUCUCUGGAUGGAAAAUUUCGAUAGUCUUCGAUUGAGUCAAAUUUUAGAUAUGUAUUAUUCCAAUCGAGGAGUUUCAUUCAAUAAGAAUAUAAAAGCUUGCGAGAGGGGGAGAAAUUUUAUUCACAUUGCGCCUGGAACGAUAAUUGAAGAAGAGACUUUCGCAAUUUCCAAACUUUUGGCUUAUCGAAAUGGUGCUGUUUACAUGGACGAUGUGAAUUUACAAAAAUUUGUAAAUUAUGCGACCAAUACGUUCUCUUAUUAUGUGAAUAAUCACGUUUUUACUGAAUCGAGAUGUCGCGAGGAAACUCGUCAACCACGAGUGGAACUUAUUGUUACAUUUGAUGGUUCCUGGUCACCGGAAUACACCAAUGAUUUUUUAUCCGUUUUAGUAGAAGAUGUCGACGUUUCUCUAUUUGGAUCAAAAAUGGGAUUAAUACACGCAACAAGUGGAAAAUGGUUAUUUAAUCUCACGAAUAGUCCGGCUAGUGUUUAUGAAAAUUUACGCAAUUUAACAAAAAUGAAAUGGCCUGGUGGAUUAAAUUACACCGCAGUGCUUGAAGGAGUUUUCGAUUAUUUAGAAAUUGCUUGGGAAGAAAAUAGAAAAACGUCUAAUAUCGGAAAUGUGGGACAGGCUCUUCUUGUACUUGCACCUCGAACUCGAUUAAGUGCAAGCGAUCAACAGUCGGCAUUGAAUCUCAUCUUGAAAAUUAAACAAAAACAUCCAGAAAUGCAUUUUCUCUAUUUCGUGAUGAAUGGAGUAACAGAUUUUUUUCAAAAGUUCAUUAUUUCCGAUGAAGAUCAUUUAAUAUUAAGUCCUACAAUAGAUGACAUUACAAGACUUCUUACGGAAAUUCCAGUAACUUUGAGACCAGUGUUUGGUCAUAAUAAUUCUCUGGGAGUUGCAAAAAUGCAAAUGGAAGACUACAUCAAUCUCGAAGAAUCGAUCACGUACAAAUUGCAUUCACACUGGAAAUCAAAUAUCAAGAAAACUACACUAACAGUUCACGGAGUUGGAUAUGGAACAAUAAAAAUAUGCUUUCGAACGAAACAGAAACUUGAAGACUCGCCAAAAGAAUUAAAUUGUCAAACAUUAUCGGCCUUUGAGGAUAUUAAAUUCGAGGAUUUUUCUCCUUGCUCCUGGAACAAUUGCUCUCAUCUCUUCUAUGAGGUUCAAUAUCAGAAAUCUUUAAUGAAAUGCGCAGAAAUUGAUUGCAAAACUCCGAAUCAAGUAAGAUACAUAUUACAAAUAGAAAACGUGCUGUCUUCAAAGUGUCAGAAAAUAAUUUCCAGAUUUAAUCUCGUAAUUAUUACAAUAUUAGCUACAUUUUAUAUUUUUUAAAAGGGAAAGAGAGAAAGAGAGCAUAUUUUUGAGUGAGAGCAGUACUGAUAACUAAAUAUAAGCUACAAUGUUAUUUUAUAAAAUAAGGUAAACAAUUAUUUAUAAAAUAAUACAUUUAGUAUUUGAAUUACAAAU